Magallana angulata is the source of this 1723-nucleotide messenger RNA. RefSeq lists its product as uncharacterized. The record is from RefSeq and is a predicted model, not a curated record. The transcript is spliced from 4 exons. Lineage: Eukaryota; Metazoa; Mollusca; Bivalvia; Ostreida; Ostreidae. Bases 133 to 1023 code for a protein of 296 amino acids.
CCAGAGUAAGUCAUACAUGUAGUUAUAUAUAAUUCCGAUAUUCUAAGAGAUAUAGGUCAUGACGUUAAUUAACUCAAAGGUACUGGUUUACUAAAAAUCGAUGGCGUCAAUUAAUUUGUUUGUUCUUAUUUCAUGAUCAAUGACCGAAUCUUCACCUCUUACGAAAGAAGAUUGAAACCUUAUGUGUCUUUUGGAAGUACAAGGAAAACCUUUGCACGAACUAAGGUGAUUAAAAUGGGCAAAGAGAAACUGGCAAUUGUGAUGUGUUUCAUACAAAUUGCAUAUGGAAUUAAUGAUGUUAUAAUUACGUCAUAUGGUCAGUUUUGGCCGUGGUCUGUCUCGGAGACCCUUUCGAUUAUCGGAAGAAAGCAAUGUACACGGGAAUGUCAGGCCCGGGGGUCAGCGUGUUUGGCCGUCAACUACCAGACUAACAACCUACAGUGUGAGGUUCUGCAAAGUGUUCCUAGUAAUUUAACAGAACUCUCGGACAACUUUGAAUAUGAGUACAUUGAAAUGGCGUCACAGACAUCGGUAUUUUCGUCCUCUGUUUGUGACAGUACUUGUGAUUCAACGGAGGGACAUUGCAUCAAACUGUCAUCAGGACUGAGUUACUGCCGAAGUACUAAAAUCCGAUGUCCAAUAAACUACCGAUACUCGCCAGCUCUGGACUUUUGCUACAUUGAAAUCAGCACUAGUGCCGACUUCCAGACCGCCAAGAGUCACUGCGAGAGUAACGGUGCACGUCUCGCUGUGUUACCGACCAUGGAACAUAUCAACUAUAUUAAAUCAGAGCGGACAAACGGUUACCUGGGCAGCCUGAGGUACACGGUGGGUGGGGAGUGGGACCCGGUGUCUGGGGCGUGGAAGUGGAUAGACGGUAGUCUGAUAUUCGGACCAAUUGACAGAACGUUAUGUCGUGUGAACACAGACGGCGGCGCCAUCGCCUGGGAGAAUAAAUACCUACUGAUGGACACAGAUCCCACUGUAACAAACAAAUUCCUUUGUGAAAAAGUACUUGGUUAACAGAAUAGGUACCCUUUUGUUAACUUGCUAAUGUUGUUAAUAUUCUUUUAUUUAUUUCUGUUUGAUUUUUUGUGUACAAACCAUAAUUUUAUUAUAUUGUAUUAAUACCUCUACCACUACUAGUAUUAGAAUUGAAGAUUGUGUAAAAUAUCAACAGAUAUGCGUUUUCACGAUGUGCUAGUAUAUCCAUUAAAUGCACUCGCAAAGAAUAAAAACAGACUGUUAUCUUGAUUUGGCUGAAUGAACCAUGUGACCAAGGCAUCAAUAUAAAACCUUGCAUGACAUCCCUACAAUGCAGAUGAUAUCAUGCCUCGGGUACAGAUGUCAACAAAUAAAUUAUCAGAUAUUCAUCAAUAUAUGUCGUAAAUAUAACAAUAAUAGAAACUCAAAUUUUUAUGACCUAAGUAGUUUCGAAGUUUAUGGUGAAAUCUUUUUAUUUGCUGUAUAACUGAUUAUACAGAUACAAAUUAUUCAUCCUUGAUAUUUUUGAUUUUAAUUACUUCAGCAAACCUCAUCUUAUCUUCAUUAAAUAAAAUAACAACAAAAUAUAAACAAAGUACUGUAUUAAUACUGAACGCCAAGUGCCAUUGUAUAUAACGAGUUAAGGGGAGACUUGGACGCUGAUCACGUGACAUUGCUGAUCACAUGGCUGUUAUAAUAGAAUACAUAGUCAAAUGUAAUAAAUACGAUGGAAUUGUUG